CGCUUGGGGGCAGCCGCGGAGCCGGCCGGUCCCUCCCUCUGGCGGGCGGGGCGGCUCAUGGCGGCGCCGGGCUGGCGGCGCCCUCGGGCCCGGCUGGCCGCGGCCCUGCGCUGCGUCCGAGCGGCGCGGAACUGGAAGCAUCGGGCGCAGCGGCCGCCCCGCGCGGAGCCGGUCCAGGCGGCCCUCUACGUGCAUUGGCCGUACUGCCAGAAACGCUGCAGCUACUGCAACUUCAACAAGUACAUCCCCCGGGGCCUAGACGAGGAGUCCAUGAGGAGCUGUCUCACUCGGGAAGCCCAGACCCUGAUCCGUCUCAGCCGGGUCCAGAGGAUCAGCUCGGUGUUCUUCGGCGGGGGCACCCCGAGCCUGGCCAGCCCGUUCACCAUCGCUACUGUCCUGGAGACCGUCUCCCGCUGCGCCCACUUGGCGGCGGACGCUGAGAUCACUCUGGAAGCCAAUCCCACCUCGGCAGGUGCCUCGCGGCUGGCGGGAUUCCGGGCGUCGGGCGUCAAUCGCCUCUCCAUCGGCAUUCAGUCCCUGGACAAUGCGGAGCUGAGGCUCCUUGGGAGGAACCACACAGCUGCUGAGGCUCUGGGGACCUUGGAAGAGGCAAAGAAGCUGUUUCCCGGCCGCACGUCCGUUGACCUCAUCUUUGGCCUCCCCGGCCAGAGUGUUUCCUCGUGGGCCGGGGGGUUAGAAGAGCUGCUUCAGCUGUGUGAUGACCAUGUGUCUCUGUACCAGCUGACGCUGGAGAGGGGCACCUCCCUCUUCAAGCAGGUCCAGCAGGGCUCUCUGCCCAUGCCCAAGCAGGAGGUGGUGGCGGAGAUGUAUGAAUCUGCCCGGGAGAUGCUGCGGGACGUGGGAUUCCGGCAGUACGAGGUCUCCAAUUUUGCCAGGAAUGGGGCGCUCAGUACCCACAACCUGUCCUAUUGGCAAGGCAGCCAGUACAUAGGGAUCGGGCCAGGAGCUCAUGGGAGGUUUGUGCCGCGAGCACAUGGCGAGAGCCUCCGGGAAGCCAGGAUACAGACCCUGGAGCCGGACAGCUGGAUGAAGGAGGUGCUGGCCUGCGGACACGGGACCCGGAAGCGGACUGUGCUGAGCCAGCUGGAGGUGUUGGAGGAGGUGUUGGUCCUCGGGCUCCGCACGGACAUCGGAAUCACACACCAGCACUGGGAGCAGUUUGCCACCAGCCUGAGCCUGUGGGACAUGUUUGGAAGUUCAGAGGAAGUGAAAGAGCUAGAGGAUCAGGGCUUGCUGCUUUUGGACAAUAGGGGGCUCAGGUGUUCUUGGAAAGGUUUGGCGCUGCUGGACUCUCUCCUGCUGACCCUUCUCAACCAGCUCCAGCAGUCCUGGGCAGACAGAACAGCCCCUGGGACCUGAAGCUAGACAGCUGUCAACCAGGAAGCAGCAGCCUUUCCCAGCAAACUCCAGCAGUCCUGGAUGGACAGGGCAGACCUGAAAAUGGACAGAUCUUGCAUCCAAUCUGGAAAGCAUUUCAGAAGGGGAGGCCGAUCCUAAGUCUCCAAAGGAACAACUUGGCUCUUGGCUGGAAUCAGUUUGGAGCUCUCAGUUUGCAAAAUCCAGGAUGAGGGCCGGAUCCAGGCUUGGAGUACAUCGGUGGAAUUUGCAUCUGCUUAUAGCAGAGAGGAAGCUGGUCUUUUUUUUUAUGUGCACAAUAUUUGCUCAGUGGCUGCUGCAGAAAAUAGGGUAAAAGCAUUUUCGUUUUAGAUUGACUGGAAAGAUACAUAAUAGUGUGGGAUUCAGUGACUUAAACUACUUCAGUGAGGAAAGUCAGUCUCUUCUCUGCAGCCAGCAUGCGAUACUAUCUCCGUGCAGCAGAUGGAGAUGAGUGAAGCAAAAAUACUGCAAUGUCAAACCCCGUGGAAGGGCGAGCAGAUCAUUUCCUGCCCGAGGCGCUGGACUGAACUCCCCACGGUCAGCGCGGGCGACCAGGACCGGCUAGAGCUACCUCUCAUUCUGGCCGAGUUUUCGGAAUCCCUCCGUCUCGUGCCCACUAAUAAAGCAUGUGGGUGCGCCUUGCUCCCUGUCCCCCUGGCCUGGCUCUGUAGCUCUUUAGUAAGAUGGACAGGUGAGCUAAGGGCUACCUUGCAAAGGCUGUUGGUUAUUCUCUUUGCCUUUCCUUUGGACUCUGUAGAGUAGCUUGCUGGUCUCAGCAGCCGCCACUCAGUACAGAAGCAGGACACCCCAAGUCUAACUCUGUCUUUCCCUUACUGUCCUGGAGACCGGAGCCACAAGCAGAGGGGAUAUCACAGAGAUACACAUCCCCCAAUGCCAGAGAGCUGGGAAGGUGCAGAUUAUGCAGCCAAGAAUAAUACAUUAUUGAGCUCCAUUUUCUACCAGGUGCAUUAGCGCCUGGGGUAUCAAUUUACUUCUGGAGGGAAUUCAGUGCUGCCGUGACAGCGCUGGGGAAUGAAGUGCUUUUUGCCCACUGACAGUUACAGCAUAGGCACUGGCAGGCCAAGGCUCUCCUACCCCAUCCCGCUAACACACCAUAGCCCUGACUUCGUGCUAAGAGGAGAGUUUGUCUUCAGUGGCCCUUUCACCCCUUGGCCUCACUGCUGAAUGGAACGAAGGUUUAGAGACUUGUCUUUAGACGGCAGUUCAUAUGACAGUAGCACCUAAAGGCCCCCCUCAGGAUCAAGGCCCCAUUGUGCCAGGUGCUGUACAUACACAUAAUAAGAGACAGUGCCUGCCCUGAAGAGCUUACAGUCUAAUCAGACCAGACAGACAAAAAGUGGGAGGGGAAACAGAGGUCACCCAGCAGGUCAGUGGCAGAGCCAAGAGUAGAACCUGAGUCUGCCGAGUCUUAGUCCAGUGCUCUAUAGUCCAGGCUACAGGACAGUGUCCAGCCCAGACAUCACUUCCCUUUUAAACCAAAACAAAUGCAGAUAUUACUGCACAGAAACUUAUGCUUCAUUGUGAUCCUUGCCUUCCCCGUGCGGAGGAGACCCAGAGGUGAGUGCCACAUAUCUUGGAUCAGAUUCAGGCCCAUUAUAUUAUGCCUAGCUUUGGUGGAGAGCUGUGCCGCCAUUGGACGUUCCUCUGGUCUCUGUCGAAUGCAGAGUGAAGAGCUCGGGCACACUUGCUGAUCUAAUCGGGUGUUGUGAUUGCUGCAUUCAUGAGGAAGAAGUUUUGUUUUGAAUAAACCAGCCUGCAAUAGUUUGGCUCUGACUUAGUCUGGUAAUUGCCGUUUAGCUGUAAGAUCAAUAUUUGGAUCCCGUGAUAGAUUACUCAUACCGUUUUCAAACCAUGGCGGCAGUUGUUCAAACAGAGAAUAAUCAUUUUAAUUUGCAAUUUGUCAUGAACUCCUGGAAGAUGAAGAGGUCAGCAGAAAAGCACAUUUCCUUGCAGACAAGAAUCAAGACCAAACAAGGGUUCUCUGAGUGCUUUAUAAUGGAAUCAAUGCCAUACUGCUUGGGCAGCAACUCUGUGGGCAGAAGCACCAGCCGUUCUGCAAUGAGCAAUAGCUCGUACAUAGUCCCGGAGCAUAGAACCUGCUUCCGAUAGAGAGGAUGUGAAAGCUGAGAGGCUCAGGUUAAAUGUGAUCGUUCAGGGCCACCAGAGAUGGGUAGAAGGGAUCGUAGUUUUAACUUCUAAUAGAAAGCUUAUACACCUUGAAUUUACCGCCCCUUUCAUUCUGCAGUGUAGGGCUAUAGUCAGCCUUUGGAAGGAGAAGUCCUUGUGUGGCCGUGGAACAUUUUGAAUGACCUUCUGGCCCAAAGACAAGAAUGCUACAGUGUCAACAAAAGUUUAUGUUGUGUAUUCAGUGAUUCCAAAACCAGAUUGAAUCCUGGGGCUCUGCCCUAGAUAUGUGGUUGCAUGAACUGUAUUUAGAUUUUUUAUAGGUGUUAUUAAAGAUUCUAAAGAAAU
Chrysemys picta bellii (western painted turtle) is the source of this 3891-nucleotide messenger RNA. RefSeq names its product radical S-adenosyl methionine domain containing 1 (gene RSAD1). Gene Ontology annotation, cellular component: mitochondrion; cytoplasm. Gene Ontology annotation, molecular function: 4 iron, 4 sulfur cluster binding; coproporphyrinogen oxidase activity. The record is from RefSeq and is a predicted model, not a curated record. NCBI's taxonomy places the organism in Eukaryota, Metazoa, Chordata, Testudines, Emydidae. Gene Ontology annotation, biological process: porphyrin-containing compound biosynthetic process.